ACCGCUAUAAAACAACCCAUCCAGAUGUCGACAGGCCAUUACAUCUAGGUUUAGCAGCCAGAUGGACCUCAGAAAAUUUGCACCUUUUGUCUUUCUCCUAAACCUGGGGAUUCUCCCUCUAACUGUAAAAGGUAUGCCAGUCUCUUAUUUUCAUCGUAGGCCGUUGCAAUCAGCAUUUGUGCGUUCUUAUACCUAACAAAGGGCAAAUAUUACUUUUUUUCUUGUAACAUAGUUGAAAAUUGUUAAAAUUUCAUCUCUUGAAAAGCAAUUCAUCUCGAUCGAAGACUUUCUAUUUUGUUCUUUAUUUUUUAAGGAACACUGCAUGUACAUAUUUAGACCUCAUGUAAAGACAGAAGGUCUAACAGCUAAUAUUUUUGAUUUUCCCAGUUCUUCUGAUUUACAACUUUGGGGAACACAACAAGCCCCUCCCUCUCGUUUAAGUGACUAACUCAGUGCUCGAGCUUGCGACUAGAGUACUAAGGUCAAAGUCUCUGAUGGAUGCAUUUUUCCAUCUCAUUUAAUGUGCCAGUUUCUAUAAAUCUCACGAUCUCGAGAAAAUGAUUCUAUUGCAAAGUUUUCGAUGGACUAAUUUGUUUGUUGUAACUCGGUUCUCCAAAAUAGUACAGUCUGUUCCCGUCAGCGGGCUACCAAUUGGAUUGACGGAAAACGAAACAAAAUUUUAAGCACAGACAGGUGAUUGAUUCUUGAUACGAUAUUUCAUAUCCCCAGAAGACCUACGGUUUGAAGAUUUCAGAUCUAGAACAUAAGAUUUUGACAGUGGGGUGAGAUCGCUGAAAAUAAACCUGCCCCUUACACUCCACACCCACAUUCUGAUCCAACGCGAAAGUUUUAAUCCAUUUCAAACUUUUGAAGACCCACCUUUUACAGAAAACCUUAAACGAGUUUUUAUUCUUUGAUUUUCCUAUUUUGGAAUCAGUCAUUUCCGCACUUCUACCGAUGUCCAUAUUUCCUAAUCCGUGCAGCUCUGUUUUAAUUCAAUCAGAGAUAACUGUCAUUCGCGGGCUACCCUUUUGGUGCAAGGAACCGAGCUUACUCGACACAUUGCGUGUGGGCGCGUAGCAAAACGGUAAUUUGAUUAAUCUAAAUAUUUAGAUUUGCUCUCAACAAGUGGAGUAAUUGAACAUGAACGAAAAAGGAGCUAGGGGAGAUAAAAUUGGACUUAAAAAAAUCUAAAGAGAGUUAUUACAGUAGCUAUUCUUCGAGUUUGCCAUUUGGAUCGACGCGAUCUUUAUCAAAUAUUGUCCAAAUCAAGAGUGAAACAUUGAAAUAUGAUGAUAAAGGUAAAGCAAAAACAAUAUAAAAACUAGAUGAUAUCAAAAUUUGCAUAAAGAUACUUACCUUCAAGGCGAGAAUGCCAUUCGCCAAAUUGUUCAGUACAAUUUCAGAAAAGCAUGCUGAGCAUUAAGGGGCGGGGGGGAGGGGUGACCAAGGAAAUCGGUGGUUCAGUCCGCCUGCCAGUAUGACGUCACACAUCUCGCGUCAGUGACUUUCAAAGUGGCGAGCAAAGUGUUCAUCGAAGAGACAGAUAAAAAUUUCGAAUUUAUCACGGAAAUGCUGUUCCGAUUUCUUGGAUUUGGAGAUUUUAAGGUCCCUCUUGUCAUAGAAAACUAGACUUUAGUACUUUUUUGGAAUGAAACGUCCACUGGUGUAAGAAAUUUUAAAGAUCCCUUUCUAUCGUUGAGCAAAUUUUACGGGCAAUCAUACGGACCGGUCAUAUUUUUGAGGGCCAGUGCACGGCAAGAUUGAGGAAUUUAGACACAGCAAUAGGAGGUUCAUCAAAGGAUCUUUUAUUCUUUACAUUGUGCGUAUUUUCAGCUGUUCAGAGCUUAGCUUAGCUGUAGCGUUGAAAGAGGAAGCUACAUGACAGAUAUUUGUGAGAGACCCUGAGCGUUGAAUCUUGUUGCUUUAACAUAUUUUCAUACUGUACUGGGCAUACACCUGUAAUUGUGUAAUUAAAUCCCGAAAACCAAUAAAAGGUUUCGUUUAAUUAGUUUUUGGGGCCAAACCCAGUGGAGAUUUUACGGUAAUAUAUUGAUAAUUAAGACGAUGUACAAAAGGCAGGUCUAAAUUUCGCCAGUGGAUCACUGGUGGGUGUUGGGUGUAAACUAGUACAGUCUUCUGGUGUACUGUGUGUUGUUUGUCAUGAUGUCAACUAACAUUGAAAAAAUUGCAGCUGUUUGAGAGGAGAGGGGACAUAAGUUGACAGCUUGUGGUUUUUUCUGGCCGUAAGCUUGGCCAGUAUGCAGAUCAAGAACUCUUGAAAUUCCUUUUCCAAAAUAAUACUCCGGACUUAACCUUAAAAUAUAUAUUGAUCCAAGUGCAUGACCAGCAGGGUCCGUAGUAAGAAUAAAGAAAAACAGGCGAAAAGGAAAAACCAAGACUAAACAGAAAAAAAAAUAAAAACGGUACAAACAAACAGAAAACAGCGUCGCCGGGAGACGAACCCGGUUUAUCUGCAAGUGCAAGCAACUCCUUGACCGCUGCACCACAGUGACACACAUGUUUUGGAAACCAUUUUUUAGUCUAACAUAGACGCUGUUUCAAGCUGGUGGAGCUGUAUUUAUCAUGAAUUCAAAUAUACAUUAAUUUGAGGAAAAUUAGCUUAAGCGCGUAUUUCGAAGCUAUUUCGCAUUAUUUCGGGUUCAACGCCGGCCGACCCGAUGUAGAUAAUCGAUCGAACUAGCUUUACUGAGUUUGGUGGAGAAUUAGGAGAUGAACAGAGGCCCACACUCGAAAGGAUUGAUAAAGAGUGAGGCCCGUUUAAUUAGCAAAAGAAUAGAUGAAAUAUUAAUAUGUCAGGAGCCGGUUACUGAUAUGUGUGAUCUGUGAAUAGAACCUCCUAUUCUGGAGACUAGACCUUGCCUAUUUUAGAGAAAAAAAAGAUUUAAGUUUUGAUGUCCUUACCGGUCCCAUAAAAAAGACGGCGAUCCCGCAGCACGUCCCGCAAAACAAAUUAACAAAAUUAUACAAUUAUUUACGGACACAAAAUAUCAAAACGGUUUACACAAGCAGAUUAUAGCAACACCAAAGCUCACACACAUUCGAUCAAAUUAGCGAUAUAUGGCGAUAUCUGAUAGCUUCUUAGCUUUUCCUCGACCUCGCUCGUCCUAAUAACUGUCGUAUCCCUUUCUAAUUUGCACAAGCGACUCAAGGCUCUUGCCCGUUACUAUGUGACGUCAUACUGGCAGGCAGAGUUGGUCAAGAAACUUAGGAAUAAAACAAUAGAGUUACCUCCCCUUCCCCCAUGAUGUUGAGUAAUUGAAAUGAAAAAUAUCUGUAUAUAUAAACUUCUUCUUCCUAAAUUUUCUUCACAUAACGACAAGGCAAAGAUUUUACACCUCGCCUGGAAAUGAAAAGUGAAAAAAUGCUAGGCUACGUUUUUUAAGCGCAUAUUUCUUUUCCCUUUGACGCCAAAGUAGAGUCGCUUAUUAACCUCUGGACUUGAACCGUAGGCCAAGCUACGUUUUUACAGCGCUAUUUAAAUGAAAAGAAAAGUCACAAUGUCCUUGCAAAAGUACAGCUUUUGGUGAGGUCUUUCAAACAGAACUUCAGUAAAUGAAGAAGAAUUAAUUUUCUGUCCUCACAUUUUAAAAACAUACGAAAGUUGCUUAUCUCUCCUCGCCUUUCAAAUAAACACAGACACACCCCUAGCCUCUCUUCAUUUCUUUUCAACCAACACUCCGUCUCGUUCCAUCCCAUACUUACACUACAUGGAGACAUUUUUUUCUAUUUUACAGGCAUUUCCUAUCAGGUUGGAAAACUGAACGCAUCAGAGACACGUCAAGGAUGGAAUUGCAACAGUGGAUGUGAGGCGCCACAACAUUGUACACUGCCACGCUGCACUAACGUGAUAUUUCCGCAGACGUUUAGUGGAUCUGGAACAGUAAGUAAACCCUAAGCAAUUAAAAAUUACCGUAUUUCUUCAAAUAAUAGCCUCAAGCGAUUAUUCGAGGGAGGCGAUUAUUUCAAAUAUUGGUCACUGGAAGUCGAUCCCUAAAUAUUUUCUUUUGUUACCCGUUAAAUAAAAAUAAAGAAAUAAUCACAUCAAAAUAUACUAAACAUGGGCUUUAUAAGUUUUCAAAAAAUGGUUCCUUGUCAAGAGCAAUCCUGUUCCUUGGUUAUUUUUCAAUUUCAAUAUCCUUGGCGUUAGAGCUUGAAUUGCUGGAUGAGAUUCCACUUCAGCUUUGUUUGUUUUUUUAACUCGACAGGGAGGUGGUAAAGAAAGAGAAAAGAUAGCGAGAAGGGUGGGGAUUAGGGGCGAUUAUUUGAGGGAGGCGAUUAAUCGAGGGACGGCUAUUUUUCGAGGAAAUACAGUAGUCUAAUCUUAAGGGUUGGUGGCAACUUUCUUUUGUUAGCAGAAAACAAUAAGCUUCUCUAGAAACUAAUGUUUUUAACAAAUCAUAGUGGCCUUUGUAAUGUUAUGACCUCAGACAAUUUAGUGCGCAUCGGUGUGCUCAAGUGCUCCCUAAUCCCUAGGAUGCGAGUGUUUUCAAACAAAACAAAACAAGACAAAACAAAAAAGCCAGAGAAUUCUGACAAUAAAAAUAGGCUAGAAGAUCUUUAAUCCUUGGAAUGGCGCCGGGAAUGGAGGGUUGAAUUAGAUCCUCUUUUUUUUCAGAUUUAGUGUGAGGAGUGCACGCGCGCACGAGCAUUGAAACCACCAGACGCACGCGAGAAACGAGGGCGGUAGUCUCGCCCUUUCAGUCACUCGCGUGGUCAUUUGCGUUACUCGCGCGUUUCGCACGACAGACAGAUCAACAGUCCGGAAUAUCCCUAAAUUUAAGGACAGGGCCAAAUGGUCACGCGACACUGUUCAACCAAGUAGAAGGUGUGCUUGUGUUUAUCAAAACAUUGACCAAGUGAUCAAAAAUUUUCACAACAGCGGACGUUGAGGUCGUACAAAACAGGAAUGGUACUACCUAUUAACUUCUACAGGACAAGAAUCAAAGAACCAGUCAUCAUAACAAGAAUAAAAAGUAGUUCAAAUUUAUUAAUUCUCCUUGUUUGUUUUUUUGUGUUCUUUCGUGUUGACUUGACGCAUCUGGUGCUUUCUUUGCUUGUUGUCGUACCUGCAAUGUUUUAAUUUUAUCCCAGAUAAUCAGUGCAUGUUUAAUGAGUAGCGAACUACAUCAUUUACAGUUGAAAUUUGUCUUCUUUCUUUGAUUUUUUUUUAACUGUGGAUGAACAUUUGGAGAAUCAACAAUAAUAAAUCUUUCCAGAUUUGGUGAUUUUUCAGAAACAAAGCGGUUAAUAACUACCUUGCGCUUAUGAUCUUUAAUUUUAUUCCCGCAAAUUCGGCAAAGUGAGGCGAGAUGCAUGUUGGACGAGAAUAUCCAUAAGACUAAUAAAGUUGUUUUGGCCUUGAAAAGAAAAAAGACAAAGGCUCGAAUUAAUUCGAAAAAAAGUAAUAACACGGCUCUGCCAUGUCUGCGUGAAACCUGGGAGUGGAACACGUUCGAGUUUUGGACCGUCGGAAUUCAAAAAUCGUCUACCAAAAUUCUAGGAGGGUCUGGAUAGGGGGGCACAAAUGUCAGUUGUCAGUUAAAAUUUAGGCUAUUUGUCAGUUGUCAGUUAAAUAGCUAUCAAUAAUUAACUAUGAAACUUAUUUGUAUAUUUGUGAUGCGCAAUUUGGCUUAACAGGCACAUAUAAUGUAAAUUAAACAUUAAAUUCGAAAACUGAUGCCAUACUACCUUGGUUUUUAUCAGCUUUGUUAUUGUAAGCAUUUCAAGUGACCCCCCUUUUCUCAAGUCUUGUGUUACUUUUCUCCACUCAAACAUUUUUGCUGGCCAGAGUGCAACAUUGUCAACCGUUAAGCCAAUCAAAAUUAUACCUUCAGAAUAUUUUAUACGCAUUAUGCUUGAGUCUUGCGUCUGUGGACUAAAGACAUCGAUCUCACGCAUCAAGGACAAUUUCUCACAUCUGACUCUCAAAUCCGGACAAAUUGUUCUUAACACAUGAUGACUUUGUGUCCUUUUUUGUGUUCUAACGAAAUCAUACCAAAGCACGCUAAAAGUGUCGUCUUUUAAGUAGCUUCGAAAGUGCUCAAACGUCAGGUCUUCUGGAACAUCUGCGGACUUUUAACUUUCGGCAACGUUCGGAAGUCUUCGGUAAUUCGUCGGAAAUCUUUGGAAGUCGCCGGGACGUUUCGUGAAAUCUUGGUUAUGACAAGGUAAAAAUCUGACGCAUUUGACUCAGAAAAAGCUGGCAGGUAUAAUAUUGGGACGUAGAUCGUAAGAAGACCAAGAAAACCGUCUCUGAAUCAUGUCAGUAAAACCCUGCAAUUAAUUGCCUUUGUAACGCCAUCAUCGCCCACGGAAUCGCGCCUGUAGAUACGCGUCGCUAGUAAAUGCAAAUUUUUCUGUCAAUCAAAUGUGUCCUAUUAUUUGUAGGUGGAAAUUGGUAAAAUAUCGUUAUUGUUUUGGAGACAAUAGAAGAACAAAAGAUAACAGAAAGAUCAAGUUAUGCGGUCUUAAAGAGUGUUGCGUGACUUAAAUCAGUUGGAGCAUUUCUCCUAGCUUUUCCGCAUUAAAACGUUGGAAUGAAAAGUCUGAAGCUUAGCUUUUAAAAUCUUGAUAGCCAAAAUAAAAGGGGUGCCCCAAAAGGCAAGCAUUUGGGAAUUCAAAAUCGAUAUUUUUGUCUACAGCGAAAUCCGGCGGAUGAACGGUAAUUUGCAUAUAAGCGUAAGUGAAGCGAAAUAGAUACAAAUUGCCGUGGUUGUAAACACAACGUUUCCUCGAAGUUUCUUUUUCCUUUUGAAAGCGUAAAUUCGCAUGAACAACUCAGCUUGCACAAAAUAAUAUAAAAUGAAAUGAGUCAAAUCGAAAAGUGGCAAAAAAAAGUCAGGAUAUUUCAAUUCGAUGGAAAGUAAGUGAUUGGGUAGGUGAUUUGCAUACUGAUAAAAAUAACUUCUAGCGAAGUUCAAAACCGUUCGGCUUCCUGAAUUGUUUUCCUGGAAUUCUAUACAUUCUGCUGGCCCAAAUUGUUAAAAUAUUUUAUGAAGUCAAAAUAUUUAUCAAGUUGAGCGUUUUCAUUUCCUUAUAAAACAGAGAGUAGCGCGAAAGCUUCGAUUUAUAGAUUUUCUUAAGUUAAAUUACCUUUGUAUCGUGGAAACAAUACCCUAACACUUGAGUCUUGAAUCAAAGGACGCGACAUGCGUCGGCUCCCUUUGUGAGCGCGCAAAUAGUCAUGGGACCCGCGAUUUUGCGGGCGACACGUAUCUACAGGCGCCGUUCCGUAGCCAUCGUAUGCUGGCGCGUUCUCAGAGAAACGUAAAUUUGAAAUCAUACGUCAUUUGCAGAUGGUACGUGACACACAUGAGAUUUUAAGCGUCUUGCUGCUAAGAUUACCCGUAAAAACGCACAUUUGAUCACAUCAUACGAUAAAAAGAGUGGAACAAUGCUAUUCAAGGCCUUAAGAACAAGUUUUGUAGAAAAUAAAGGACUGUCAGGUCCUUUGUCAGUUGACAGGCAAAUGUCAGAAGUCAGUUAAAUUUUCGGCUAUUUGUGAGUUGUCAGUUGUCAGUUAACCCCAUCCUGACCCUCUUCUAGGUUGUCUACUAUCCCCACGUUCAACUUGAUAGACGUUAAUGGAUAUGACAAUUAAGGAAAAAUAUCAAGAACGGCGUAGAAAAAUCUGUAAAUCAAAAAAACCAGAUACUUGUUCACCAACCUUGAAAACCGACCAAAAUCUCGCCUACAUCGUGUUGUUUAAAAGAAGAAAUAAGCCACAAAAUGUGCUGAAUAUUUCACGAGACACUUCCAAUAUGGCUUUCGAUACGUUGUCCACUUAAAACAAAUUGUGUAUGCCUCAUGAAAAGUCUUACAAAUAUGCCAGAGAGUCUCGAAACGGUGACUGUGAUGGUUUAGGUAAUCUAUCCGCCAUUUUCUUCGUGAAAAAGAGCUCCAUGACGUCACAACUGUCCUUAAAUUUAGGGAUAUUCCGGACUGAUCAAGGUAGAAGAAAAAAGAGAGACUGUUCGUGAUGUACGGUUGAAUUGUCGCCUGCAAAUUUUCAUUCAUGCUUAUCUUUUCAGGUUCGAGUCUUUGUGUCAUUAAGCCACGAAGAUCAGUCGUCAGUUGUUCAUGCGCCUUCUGCUGUGUGGGCAGAGUCCAUAAGUACAGCUGGAUUUCAGUUAUGCUCGCGUGCAACAGGUUCUACAAAUAACACUGGAAUUAUCAACUGGGUAGCGUUUCAGGACAAACCCAUGUUAACGCAUGGAAGCGUUACUUUUAGUGGAAUAUGGACAACAGAAACCAAGUGUGAGAAGGUGGCUUUUUCUCAGGUUAGAUAACAAUAAUUGAUAACAAGAGUAUAAUUUUGUUAUCAGGAUGUAAAACGUAAUUAAAUAGUAGAAACAAAUGAAAUAGUAUCAGAAAUUAUAGUUCUAAAACAAAGAUUUAAUUAAUCUGCUCCCAUAAGCCUUUGAUAAAUCCUUAAUUUCAUUUAAGUGCCACUGAGCACUUCAUUGAUACGAUUAUGUUGAUUUAUAUCUCGAGAAGCUUGUUUAUUUUUCAGUCAAUAGUUUUUCAUAUAGCUAACAUUUUUUUGCAGAGCUUUGCUUCCAAGCCUCGUGUAUUUGUCUCUGUUAAGUACACUCGCAGUACUAAGCCAAAUGAUGCUAUGUACUUAUGGUUAGAAAACGUCAAUUCUGGAGGAUUUGAAGUGUGCUUAAGGGAAUUCUUGCUCUUUGAUGGAAAGCACCAAGAUGCAGUUCUGGUAAGUGAAGAAAAAUGCUCGAGUAAACUUUAAUAUUGAUGAAAUAUAAAUAAAUAAAUAACUUGACUUUGCCACACUUCGGCAGCCCGUACAACCAAUUACCUAGAACGUUCGUAACACAAUUAAGGUCAGUGUCCUGUCUCACGUGUCUCAUGCAGUCAUUUCUUGUUAAAGGAAGUGUCGUUCGAUGGCUGACGCAACUCGUCUUGUAAAUUAAACAUUAUUUUCUUGUCCACAGGACUGGUUCGCAUUCACUGGAAAUGGGAGUCAACUUAAUUUCACAAUAACUGGAGAAGAAAUCUUUCCAAACAGUGGAAAUCCAUCGGCCAAAAACAACUACGGCUUCUGUCAGGUGAAAACUUUAGUUCUAACAAGAACAUUUAGCAAGCCACAGAACAUUUUCAGUGGUUGAGGUCACACAAGAGAAAACUUAAUAUAGUAAACCCAAAUUUACCAGGCCAUGGUGAUCGACAAUGUAUCCAAAAUGGCAAUUCCCAGAUGAACGCGACAUGCUUAUCUCGCGACUUGAAUGUGCGCAUAUUUUGGGAUUUUUAAACUUCGCGACUUUGCAAGAAUUUUAUAUUUCGAAUCACUUCAAUUUCGCGCUGUUGAGUGGGCGAAUAGUUGAGGUGGGGACUUUACAGAUGAUGGGCAAAAAUAGAGGGAGAAGUGAGCACGUUCACAUCCAUUUACUAACCUACAUUACUUUUUUACCUAUUUACAGGAAGUACCUUUCAAUACGACCUUUUACAAAUCGCCAAUUGUGAUUCUUUCCGUAAAUCAUGAGUAUAAUAUUCAGGUCAAGGGAAGCCGUCUUCCAGAAAAUAAUAUAAUAUCGUCCUGGGUUGAGGUAGGUUUGAAUUUUUAUUCUAACCUGAGAAAGAAGCCGGCAUUUCACGCUACGCCACCACUAGUUUUUCCACAAAAUGACGUCUGAUGAACGACGAUAGCAAAUAUUGUAUACUGAUGAUGUGUCAACUGGGCAUGCAGUGCUUCUGAUUGGUUGAUUAGAAAACUUCCAUUGCGGCACGACCAAUAAGGAGCAGUAUCUUGAUCUGGGAAGUGCAAAGUCAUCAUUAUGGGAUUUCUUCACUCGUUCCACAGACGCGCCGCGAAAUGGGGUUUUCCUUACUGGAUGAUUAUUCUUGUUCAAUAAGGGAAGAGAAGUAAUCCGUAUAUUCUAGUAAAUUGAUAAAAGGACCGUGAAAGAGCCAUAAGAAACAGAUAAUUUGGAUCUGAUCCGUAAAUUUCAUGACUUGUAUUGUCGUCGUAGAAAUUAAGAAGAAAUUAUGGAUUUUGCUUAUGGAUUUUGCUUAUGGAUUUGCUGUAGGUUGGAUUAGAAUCUAUGAGGAUAUGCGUUAAAGACCUCAGUGGAUUAGGAUCGAGUCAUGAUCCCUUGAUUGUCAGCUACGCUGUUACUGGAGGUUGUUAAUUAAUUUUCUUAUUGUAAUGAUAACUAUUUCUAGAAUUAUUGUUAUUAUUAUUAUUAUUAUUAUUGUUUUUAUUUUUAUUGAUAUCUUUUAGAAGUUUUUAUUUGUAGGAAAACUUUUCAUGAUGAUACAAUUAACGAAACGCUGGAGUACAAACAAUGAUAUACCUUAUUCAUGUUACACUCUACCUUUGCACGCACUUAAGGAUUGAUGGAAUAAGAGCAAUUAGAGGGCAGAGAAGUAUCAAAAUUGCCAAGACGAGUAAUCGAGUAAUCGCGGUCGAGUUUGUUUAUUCCCUCAAAAUAAGACGACGAUUCUAGUCAUGCAAAAUGCAAAAUGUAAAGUUCGACAAGUUUUACGUCAUAAUUCCUUGCUGUGAAGACUUCUACUGUCGCGUACUGCAUUCAAAAUCACUUCCACCCAUAUUUUGCGAUUUUCGUUUUUAUUGUUGAAACUUCUUUUCUAUUGUGUGAUUUGUAUUUGCAGAUUUUAUCUCUUGUUUGUCCCCUGAGAAACCACGUAACACUGCUUUAAUUUAUAUCAUCAGCCUUAAGCGCGUGCAAAGAUGGCGGGUAUCGUUAAUAAGGUCUACUAACGAUAAAAAUAAUUGGUUGAGUUGCCGGUAUGUAAACAUGUCACUGCUAUUUAGGUUUAAUUCAAAUAUGAAAAAUAUAUUAGAAAUUUAUGUUUUUUCCGAAUAGAUAACCACUCAAUAUUUUUAUGUUUUUUUUAUUCUUGGUGCAGAUCUUAAUCCUUGCCUUAAUUGCCCUCGAUUUGGAGUCUGCAGAACCUACAGUGCGCAUGACGCUCGGUGUGAGUGCGAUGACCAAUGUCCUUCAUAUAAAGACCCAGUGUGCACUGCGAAUGGAACAACUUACGACAACCGAUGCUGGCAUAAGUUAAGUUAUUGCAGAGGACUUGAAAAUAAUAUGGUCUAUCACCCAGGAAGCUGUGAAGGUAACGAAAACUAAUUUCAAAGAUUUUUUUGGCUGUAUAUGCCACAUAAAAUAGUCUGGCAGUUUUAAAGCUCUCGAUUGCUUAGAAUUAUAGUUGUUGGCUCAAAGUUGCAUUCAAUUUGGCUUCUAGCUAUGGGAUGUUUAUAACUUUCCGUUACUUUUAAGCUCACUUUUAACUCCUCACGCAGGCUAAGCAACAAUAGACAGCUGUAACAAGCUACUUCGUCUCUCUACUUUGGCAAACAAACAUAUAACAGCCCAGACUAUAGCCGAUGUUUUAUCUGUGUAAGAUCUUUUAUUCUCUUUUGCCUUGCAAUCUAGUUUUUAUCGCGUAAAAUUAGAUUUAUACAAAUUUGCUCGGGGCAAAUAUGGUUCAAAAAAGUGCAAAAGAGGAGGAAACGAAGUCAAAGAAAAGGUGGUAAAUAUCACAUUUACAUACCAGUCUACAUCGAUUUGCAUAUUUGAGGGCAAAUGCAGUAUUUAUUAUCUUUGCCCUUGAUUUCAUCCUCUUUUGCACUUUUUUUUUGCACCUUAUUAGCACUGAGUAAAUUUGCUGAAAAUCAAAUAUUUCGCGCAGUGGCGCACGCUCCCACGCGUACAUGUCAUCAGGUACGCUUUUGAGUUCUAAUUUUUUUGUUGGCCUCCUCCAGUAUUGCACAUGUUUAUCUUUAUACUGGCAUAUGUUUAUCUUGGGCACUGAAACCAGCAACCAGCAUGCAAUAAUAAGCAGCCACUAAACAUUUCAUUGUUGAGGGUAGCCGACAUUACAAGUUAUAGCCUACUAGUUCUAGUUCAAUUUCCACGCUUUUUUUAUUACCACCCUUCACCACUUAGAGUUACAGGACAACGUAAGCUAAUGAAGCUACGACCUUAGCGAUAAUGCUUAAAGAGUACAGUAAUGCUUCCUUAUAAAGUACUUAAUUUAUUAUAAAACAGGUUUUCCAAUUGUACGGGGCCGUAUAGAUCUGCUACAGGUUCCAAAAUGGUCAGAUUCAAACUGUCAGACAGUCACAUUUCCUCCAUACCGGUUUUAUCCGGAUAAGCAAGUUCAUGUUCAAAUAACCGUCAAUCACAUGAAGCUCAAUGACUCUGUGACAGUCCACGAUGCUGUUACUUCAUGGACAGAAAGUAUCAACACAAAAAACUUCACCGUCUGUGUCAUGCAAACCGGGAGGAAAGAAGAACUUGCGAAUCCAUUUGCCACCAUUGAUUGGGUGGCUUAUCAAGGAGCCCCACCCGAAGGAUUGACGGGAACGGUUGAGUUGCAGAAAUGGUGGUCUGGUACCAACUGCGCAGAUGUGACUUUUCCUACGGUGAGAGAUUAAUUGAUGCAAGUCCCCAUGGCAAAUGUUAGACUUUCAUUCACCCGACAGCUUUAAUCCACGCUAUCUUUAAAUUAAAAAAUAACGGAUCAUUACGAGGUAACUAAGAAGAAAAAUGACGAUUGCUACAAUAAAUAACAAGACAAGGUUAGGUAAUAAAUAAGAAGGGGAACUUACUCAGUGAUUAGUUGCGUGUAAUUUUUGCAGCAAUAUUCAUCUUAACUAGAUUUCAGUUGUUUUUGCGUAUUUUUUUGGCUUUUUCGUCAGGGCAAGUUUGAUGAGGCGCCAAUAGUCCUUGUGACGUCAGAGCACCUGAGGACUGGUAAAGAGUAUGAUGCUGCUCUCAUUUGGAUUGAGGACGUAACUAAGGACUCAGUUAAAGUCUGUCUUCGUGAAAUGCAAAACUUUGACGGUAGACACCAAGAUAUCACUGUGGUACGUUCUUAGUGAUUUUCUUAGAAACUGGAACGCGACUGUCUGCAAAAUUUGUGAGGAUUGUUGGUCUGUUAACCAUAACAGGGCGGGUAAGAUGAAAUGGCAUUGAUAACUUUAAAGAUCGUCCGGGCGAGUGAUGGUUCAGUCGAAAGAAGGGAACUGCAGAAAGAAAAACUUAAAAAGAAACAGAAAUACAAUAAUAACGAAAAGAAGAAAAAGAAGAAAAAAAACUGAAUAUCAUUACAAGAAGUGAAUUUUAAAUAGCACGCAAAUUGGUCUGCCUUGUCCCCAUGCUUCCCUUCCUGACGUUUUUACGCGAUUCCCCCGAUGUCGUAAAAAAUUGUGGAUUUGCAACCUUUCCUUGACUUUUUGCGCUAUUUAUUAGUUCACAAAUUUAUAGAGUUCAAAAUGCUUAGGUUCACUGAAAGGGCCUUGAAAAUGCAGUUGAUUUCAAAUAAAUUUUCUGUGGGUAUGUUACAAUACUGUUACAAGUAUGGGUGGCAUCAUUUUUGCUUUUUCCUCUUUUCACAGAACUGGUUUGCCUUCUCCAAACUGCACAAGCCUCUUUUCACUGAACAUGGCGUCAUAAGUUUUCCAAAUACGAACCCACCUUCGGAUAAAAUGAACAAUGCUUAUUGUGAGGUGAGAAAAGAAUUCUUUGCAAAAUUAUAAGGAUAAGCGUGCUAUUCACAGGAUUUUCCGUCACAAAUAUUUAGCUUACUUACAUCACUGUUUAUAUCUUGAAAACACCUAUAGUCAUAUAAACUGUACGUGGUAGAGAUCAAAGUAACCAGAAAAGCUAAGAAGCUGGUUCACAAAAUAAUGUUUGAAAAACGUUAAUCAAAAUAUUAAAAGGGCAGUUCGUUCUGUUAAAAUGAUUAAUUGCAAAUAUUGUUUGUCCAAGACUUCAAAAAUAAACACAACCUAAGGUAACUAAAGUUAAAGGAAACAGUGUUAAACGUUGUAUGUUUCUCUUCCAUGGCAGUUCGUCACAUUCACGAGAGCUUAUAACUCGACUCCGACAGUGCUUGUCUCAGCCAAUCACAGCACGACAGUAUCUGGGAAUUCAGCACCGAACCACAACGGAAUUACAACUUGGAUCGAGGUAAAAGUUUCCGUCAUGGGGCAAAUGUGUAGGGAUGUGUCCUGGCAAAAAAAAAUUUAAACCGAAGCUCGACGAAAGAUAAAACUGAACAGAGUCACGCUUGAGGCGAUGUAUAGGUCGAUAAUAGAUGUGGCUCAAAAUGGACCAAGAAAAUUUGAGAUUGCUUAUUGGCUAACUUCAUGUUUUCGAUCGCGAAUGUAAUUAUGUAGGUAUUAUUCAUUAAAGUUUGAAUAAUAUCUUUAAAUACUCAGGCGCCGCGGUGGUCUCAAACUUUAAAUCUGACGGUUCGGGUUUAAACGUUACCGUAGUUUUUUCUUGGAACAAGUCAUUUGCUGUCUUCAUCAACGGGGAUCAAGGUUUAGCCAGACUGUUUGGGCCUUAUAGCUCCUGCGCCACCAUCAUACCCAUUAUUAGGGGAAAAAAGGAUAUUUUGGAUAACAUUUGAACCUUUUAAUUCUUUUAGCUUUUAAAACUUUGUUAUUUCUAAACCUUCCAAUCUUUUAAUUUUCUAGCGGUCUUUGCAAGCUUUCAUCAAACCACGGUUUUCAGUUACGGCGAAUAUGUUUGCAUUUUUAUGUCACAUAAAAAGACUGUAGGAGAAAGGUUUAAUUUCAGAGACUAUUCUAACAUUCACUCCACGUUAACCCAGUUGUUUAUGGUUACAACUGCAUAAAAUGUACCAGCUACGUUAAGUGUUUAUUUUUUCAGAACAUGAAUACCUCUGGAUUCAGAGUCUGUGUCAAGGAAUUAUACGGGACCAGAUAUGACCCCUUGUCCGUCAGUUAUGCUGUGCUUACAGGUCUGUAAUAAGUACUGAACUCGUUUAUGAAGUAGUUUUUGGCAAACAUCUUACCCGAUUCAUGAGGAAUUAUAAAUACUUUGGAAGUGCUCUAAACUAACACAAGCAUAUGGUUUGCAAGUCAUGCCGAGUGAGAGUCAAGAGGGUAACAAAAUUCCAGUCGUAGGGUAAACUGCAAAACAGUCGGUUUUUUCCUCAAAAUCAGUAAAGAAAUCGGUAACGCGUGGCGUAAGAUUCUUAUGCGCGCGAACCGCGCGAGCCUCACACGCCCGUAGGGCGUGUGAGGCGAGAGAGAAAAAACCAGUCUCGCUCUCUGUUUUCAGCCUCGUUCCACACCUUUUGUUUGACUGCUCGCGCUUACUUGAAUACGCAAAAAUACGGACUGUUUUGCAGUCUAGUCGCAGGGUAGCAUUUUGAAGUCCUUGUCUCAAAGAAAUUAGGGACCUUAAGAUGUGAGGACGGCGACGGCAGGUAAAACGUCGCUUAAAAAGUGAAUUCGGAGUUUUCAAUCUUCAUCGCGAUUUUUCCAUCUCGCUUACUUUGUCGAAAGUACGCUACUCCUCCUGAAGUUGAAUUCCUAAGAGCCUUAUAACAGUUAAGCCGAGAAAGAGAAGGAAAAUUUCGUCGUUGCUUGUUUACGUCUUCUAAAAAACAUGAAACUAGGCAUUUUCACGUUGUUGUAGUCGUGCAACGACGGCUAAGAAAUGUAGAAAAAAGCGUGAUGGCACGUGCAUAGUUGUUGUUUUACUAUAAUUAAAGCUAUUGCUUUUUGGCCGUUCUCAUUGUCGUCGCCGUUGCCGGAUCUUAAGGUCCCUAAUAACUCAUAAUGACAGAAGACCUCAGUUGCCGAAAUGAAAACCAUCAUGCACCGAACAAACGUUAAAAGUUAGUGUUGCUUCAGAAUUUUUACUCUAAUUUGAAAAAGUGAUCCCUCUUUCAUCAUUGUGACACCACUCCUACUCUCCUCAAGAUAAAAAUAAUGAUGAUGGUCUACUCGUUGCCCCGAAAAAAACGUUAAUUAUUUUUAAUUAUCUUUUCUUAUCACCCUUGCAACAAUACUCCUACAAAAGCGCCGCUAGGGAUAAACAAUAUCUAUCAAUCCGACCAUAAUCAUAUUUAUUAUAUAAUAAUUUAUACUGAUAUCAGCAAUCUAAAUCUUUUCUUCUUUUUACAUUUUGUUAGAUAUUUGUGAUCCUGGCUGGAACUAUUUCAACGGCUUUUGCUAUUUCACAAGUAAGACUUGUCAAAAUUGGACCACAUCACUGGAUAAAUGCCGACAAGAAAACUCAGUUCUUGUUGAUGUCCAAAACAAUGAAGAAAAUGUGUUUUUACAGCAUCUUCACAAUGGAGCAAAAUCCUGGCUGGGAUUGAAUGAUAUUUUCACAGAGGGCUCCUUUACUUGGGCAGAUCGUGGUACUGGGAACUUUACAGCUUGGGCCAAAAACCAACCCAACAAUUUUCGAGAUGAAGACUGUGUGCAUACACUUGGUGUUGAAUACAAAUACGAAUGGAAUGACGUGAAAUGCAGUGGCUGUCAUCAGUAUACUUGCAAGAAAGGUAUAGUUUUUAAUGUAUGCUUACGUGUAAGGUUAUGGUCAUAAAAAGAGAUUAUUAUCUCUGAAAAAUUACAUGAUUAAAUGAUAUCAUGUCGUUAAACAGAGGCAAACAAAAGAGUUGAAAAAAAAUAAUUAAGUGAUGCAAUGAGAGAACUGAUGGAUAUGUUGCGGUGGGUCAUCCUUAGUGUUAAAACCUGUGAAGUUUUUCUUUGUUUUCUAUAUUGUAGCUACUAGUUAUAGCUAUCGCUAAGUGCCAACGAGCAAAGCUUUUACUUAUUGUUGGUUUUCACAUGACAUCACUAAAAUUGAAACUAAAAAACUAUCGAUCCUACCGUGAUUUUGCUUUCACGAUGAAUUAGAGCAGCUGAAAACUAAUUUUCAUACAAAUUUUCGCUUCAAAAGGGUUCUUGAUUUUGUGAUAGAGUACGCUUGAAUUUCUAAGCUUUUGCGUGACGCGGCAUUUACAUGACGGCCAAGAGAGCUGUCAUGUAGGUUAAAAAAAUGACUUAUCUCAGGAAAUUUUGCUAUCUAAACAGUUCAUGUAUUAGAAAAAGUAUUACUUUAAUGAAUGAGUUUCUCGAAGAAAAAAUUCGCGCUUCCGUAGCAAAACUCGGUAACAGAUGUUUCUGUUGGUUUCCCGGGGUGGGGAUGUGCCGCUGGGACCGUGGAACCCUUGACCUAUACCAGAGCUAGGUUAGCUGAAUUUUGCUACCCUAUACUAGAGUAAACUCCCAAAAUCCCCCUAUCCUAGAGUAGCUGUUUACCUAGUCUAGAUAAAAUCUUCAACCAACUGAUCAGUUUCGUGAAAAAUGAUACCCUAUUCUAGACCCAAACGCUCUGAUUUAUAUACCCUAUCCUAGAGUAAACUGCUUGAAAACCAUACUCUUCACAGCGGCACAUACCCAUAUAGCCCAUAUAUGGCAGUACCCCCCCGGGGUUGGUUUCCGUCCGCCAUGUUGGAGCUCAUCCAGGUGGACACCAGCAAGGCGUCUCUAUACUAUUUAAGUCUCUAUAAGUUUGGGUAAAACAUUUCUUCGGAUAUCUCGAGCUCGUAUACGAAAUAUUCCUCUGACCUGAAUCUUGGCGAGGGUCUCUGUAUAUGUACGUCCUUUCAUUUCGCAGAUCUGGACUUUAUCUAUUGAACGGUUUUGAUUUUUAUUUUGAUCUAUUUUGAAUGGCGUGACACUUAAAACCAGCAAUACGCGCGCACUGUUCAGUGUUUUUAGAAAUGUCAUGAAUUACAGUAAUUUAUAAAAAAUAGAUUGAACUUAAUUCGAUCGCAUAAGCGAAAAUUACCUUGAGACGGGUGCGACCUUAAAGCAAGGGGCACUCAUAUACCAUCCUACUGCCAGGCGAGUACCUCACGCAUGAGUACAGUCCUAUCACUAUAAUAAUUACUGAUCCUCAUAAAAUUCUAUUGUUCUCUCUCUUCAUCAAAUCAACGAUUGCAGUCUUAAAGAUGCCAAAACAACUGUCUGUGGAAAAUGGGAGCGGUCCUUUUGUCAGUAGGGAAAUUAUCAGGGGGAAUAUAUACUAAACGCGCUAAAUAAAACAGCCUACAAUAUUUUUAAUAUUGCAGCCUGUUUUAGAAAAUUUAAUGUAUGUGUACAUUGCACUAUACUUGGUUGAAUGAACACGAAGGAUGCACACAGGACGCACAAGCACUCACACGACUCGUGGAUUCUCUGUUCUGUACUAUCACGUGUUCCCUCGAAAACAAUGCAUUCUCUGUUCUGCAUUACGUCGUAAAUGUUGCCUUACAUUACUACAUGUUACAUCGAUUCGAGUUUUUUUUCUGCCCCUGGAACAGUAUCUCGCACGGCCCUAUUAGGCUUGCGCCUCUCAGCCUCGCAUCUUCGCGAGGAUGCUUGUUUAAGCAAUUAUUUCCCUUGGCUCUAUUAUGUUGACUUAGCAGUGGCUUCUUUGUAUUAAUUGUUUUACGUCAUUGGUGAGGUUCACAGGUUUUUACACCGCGGAAUAUGACCCGCUGUAGUUCAAUUUUGUCCUUGGUUUAAAUUUUAUUUCCCUUUUUUCAAACUCAUUAUCAUACCUGAAUAACAUACCCCAAAAGAAAAGAAAAGAAAUUUAAACCGCAGAUGAAAUUGAACGCCAACUGAAACAAAUGAGUAAAUGACAAGCUUAUGAACAAUUUCUAAUUAUAAUUCAAAAUUCUUAUAUUUAUUAGAUUAAACGCCGGGGCGUUUGUUAAAUUUUUCGUUAUUCGAGUGCGGCGUUAAUUUAAUAUCCAUUUAUUUCUUGCAAACAAUAGUAUGGUAACUGAGCAUUUAAACUUUAAAAACAGAAACAUGUUUUAGUGCUUGUCUGACUAAAGUCAUUAUCUAUAUCUUUCUCAAUUUCACAAUUUGCAUGUUAAUAUACUACUGGAAUACGUAAAGUAAAUGAAGUUAAUUAUAUUCCUUUGAGCUUCGAAUGUACUGAUCUUAAAGCAUUGUUAAAAUCAAAGAAAAGAAUUUUUUCAGGCUUGCUCAAACAUGAUUAUUACUGCAUGUAUUUACUUUUUGAGUCUAUUAUUGGAAUAAACACCGCAUCAUGACGUAGCGUUUAUUCGAGGGCGGCGUUUAAUCGAAUAAAUACGGUAAUUAAAGAAUUGAUAGCUGCUGUAAUUGCAGUAACUAAACAUGGUAUCUUUCGUACAUUACAGAUCUGAAUGAGUGCAGCAGGGACAAGUAUUAUUGCCAUCGUUUUGCCACCUGUUCGAAUAAUCGUGGUUCCUUCAAUUGCACUUGUGACCUUCAACAAGGUUUUAUGGGGGAUGGCUUUGAGUGCUCUUAUUAUGCAAGUAAGUGAUCUUAUGCAAAGAAUUAAUUUUACAAUGCCGAAGUUUAAAGAUCACGAGAAGGGCAAUUUUGUAUCAUUUUCAACCACGGGGAAAAGGGUUUGAAAACAAGGACAGGAAAUUUUUUGUAAAAUUUUUAACUAUUAAUCUGUAAUAUAAGAAACCAGUUUUAAGUUUGCAUGCCUUCUGUUACAAGCUGACUUUAUAUGACAAAUGAAGGGGAGUUCGAGCAACUCGCUCCCUUGACUUAGAGGUACCAGGUAUCUGGGCCUAGUUGUUCGAAGGCCGAUUAGCGCUUAACCCAGGGUUAAAUUUAACCCGGGUUUCUAUUUCUUUUGUUCAAAAGCAUUUUAAUUUCUCGGAUAAUUUUCUCUGUUAUUUUUAAGAGCAUCCAAUCAUCAACUUGUUUACAAAAAGAAUAAAACUGAAAUUACUCUCUAAGCUUUUAUUUCUGAAUUCAAAUUUCGCACUAACCCUGAGUUAUCUUAUUUUGAUACCUUUGCCUUUAUUUGUAAUCUCUCGAUAAGCGUUGUUUAUAUUAUUUUGGGAUGGUUUUUGAUCGUCAAGGGGACAUUACAAGUUUGGUAUGAAAUUACUCAAUGAUUUCAGCUAUUUCAGCUCUGUUUAGGAACAACCUGUUAACUUAGAAAAGAUGCAAGAAAAACAAGUAAGGGUAAUCUGAGGGAGCAAUCUCAGACUCUUGUACAGUGAUUCAAAUUUUGGUGCAAGUUUACAACAAAAAUGAUCAGUCAUUCGGACCAGCUUUCGAGUUCUAGUAUGCCCUGCUACGGUAAAUUUAUACGGCAAAGUUAAUGAUAGUGAUGGUAAUAAAAUAAUAUUAGGAAUAACUAAAUCCUCAAUUUGUAUUAUAUGCUGUUCUUUGGCAUCUUAUUCAGCUGCAUGCCCUGUUGGAAUGGUGGAACAAUUUUGGACCAACUCCCCGCCUUCUGUCGGUGUUUUUUCCUCAUAAUUUACAUGUUCCGGGCGUGGUGUUGCAGAGGGUGUGAUUGCCAAAUCCCUGCUGCAAAAGACUGAAAAGACACCGAAACUGAAAGCAUACAUGAAACCAUAAGCAGACCUGGAGAUAUCCAUUUCAGGAUAUAAGUAUCGUGCGUUGUCAUUGGUUGAGAUCAAAACCUGAAACAAAGUUAAUCUGGCCGAGAGCUACUGGAGAUGAGUAGAAGUGGAACAUUUUUUAUUGCCGCCACUUGUAAUUCGGCUAUCGGCCAAAACGAAAUUAAGUAGUACGAAAUCACUGCACGGAAAGAUAGCAUAAAUAAAAUAAUUUAUUCAGCAAACACUCUUGCAAUCUGGAAGAGUGGAGCGAAUUCUUCACAGUACAAACUCAUCAUAUAAACGUCCUGAUCCUCGAACCGAAGCCAAAGAAAAUGCUUAAACUACAUCGCAUCAGAGAUACAUCCUGUAAGAAACAAAAUCAUAGAUAAAUGACAAGAAAUAAUUUUGAAAUCAAUAUGCCUGAAACAGGUCAGCUUCAUGACCUCUCAACGUGAGACUGGCCGGAAAAAGAAAAUUCGCUAUGGUCAAGGUUUUCAAAACACUAAAUGACCGGCGGUCCUAUAUGUUCUCAGUAAAUUUCACAAAUCGAAAAAACCAGCUAAUCUAAACUAUUUUAAUCGAUUAAAAAAAGUCAAGCGAUCCUGAAAUGCUUCAUAAAUGUCAAGUUUAGUGUUUGGUUUACGCUGGACUCAGAAAACGAAACCAUGUUUUGUGACACUUGAACUUUUUUCAGGUCGACCGCUGGUCAAGGUUUUCAAAACACUAAAUGACCUGCAGUCUUAUAUUUUCAGUAAAUUUCACAAAUCGAAAAAUUACCAGGAUCAGGAUCUCGACAUAUGAUAGUUUCAGAGUUUAGCUGGAUUUUUAGCUAGAGAGGGUGGCUUUGGGCAAAUGAUUUAUCGGUCCCCAGAAAGGUCACCUCAGGUCUCCCAGGAUGGAUUUUUUUUGUACAGUGCACAGGCCUCAUUUUCUUGGCCGCUCGUUGAUCUGGCGACGCUACUUCGGCAAGCGUGUUCUCGGUCUUUUUGCAUUAUAUCCUUCGAAUUUGUCAAAGUCUGUGGGAUCCGUUUCUCUAUCUGGGAAAGCUUCACUGGUUUCUGUAUCGGCUGCUAUCCUAUUUCUACGAUCCUGGCAUGUUUAUUUUCCGUUGGAGUUCGAAUUUCGUGGAAAAAGUUGUGUUGAAAGGGAGUAUGGCGGCGAAAAUGGCGUCUAGUGUAUCCUACCUUGUACAUUAUUAUUGUAUAUAGAGUGAAUUUGAACAAAUUAUCACGAAACUUCGUUGGAGUAUUAAGGACAGCAAUGACUAACCGCAGAGUAAGUUUUAUUGAUCUUUAUUUAGUAUUUCCUAGAAAUUUUAGGAUCGUAUUUUUACCCCAUAAAAAGACUGUAAUUUUACUGGAACCGUACUGUGGUACUAUCACAGAGCCUGGGUUACCUGUGCACCCAGCAGUGCAGGAAAUCAUCACAUUCACAGACAAUAGUCCAGUUUCGAAUUAAAAAUUACCGCUGAAUACAAACAUUAACGACACAUUCAUACAGGGUUAGCCUCGACGUAAAGUAAAAUAUUCAGAAAUUCUGGCAAGUAAGUGUUUGGAAUUUGAAUAUACACAAUAGGCAGAGUAAUAAACAGGCCUUUUUCUCGUUGGAAUUUGUGAACAUAUUACUUCAGAUGGAGGCUAAGGCUGUAAAAAAUGCGUCGUCACUUCUUUGCUUCAGCGGUCAUACCGAACUCGAAAAUGGACUAUGACAAAGAGCAAAGGAAAUGACCUGUAAAUGUCACACAAACAACAGCAAAGAUAAGACUGAUUCGCUCAGUUAAAGUUUGGGAUCCUCCACAGCUUAAUCUACGGAUUUUGGAUUUAAGAACUAAUAAAAAUAUGCAACGCCUUGCAACACGAACAAUUCACGAACAAAUAAGGCGCGUAAUAUCGGCGUCAUUUUCGAUAACACCGUAACGAUGUCUUUUCAUAUUAACAACAUAGUUAAAGUGGCAUCCUACCACCUUAGAAAUAUAGCUAAGAUUCGUAAGUAUAUCAAUGUCACAACGGCUGAAGUUCUUGUGCACGCAUUCAUAAAUUCGAAGCUGGAUUUCUGCAACUCGCUUUUACAUGGUCUUCCCAAGUAUAAAAAUUAACAAACUGCAAAGUGUCCAAAACGCUGCAGCGCGCGUGAUUACCUGCUUACGUAAGUUUGAUCACCUAAGUGAUACUCUAAAGGAGUUGCACUGGCUACCAGUGGAGCAAAGAAUAACCUUUAAGAUUACUCUUAUUUGUUUUAAGAUACUCAUCAAUUUAGCUCCUGAUUAUUUGGUUGACCUAAUCCCUGUUUAUGACCCUGCGAGGUACUUUCGCUCAUCUUCAGACAAGUGGCGUCUUGUUAUUAAACCCUAUAACUUAAAGACCUACGGAUGAUGUAAAUAAGUUUAAAUCUAAAUUGAAGACCUUUCUUUUUAAGCGAGUUUACGAACCAUCUUAGGUUUUUUAUUUUGUAUUUUUGUGACUAUGUAUAUAUAUGUAAAUGAUUUUAGGAUUUUUAUUUUUUAUCCAGACCGUUUUGAAGCAUUGUAAAGCGCUUAGCACUGAAAAGUAUAAGCGCUAUAUAAAUAUUUAUUAUUAUUAUUAUUAUUAUUAUUAUUAUUAUUAUUAUUAUUAUUAACAAUUCCAAAUUAAACGAAACCAAGGAUCAGUUUAGAAUACCAUCCACGAAACGCUCACACAUUGAACCAGUAAUGGCCCCGAAAAUUACACACGUCACAGAUUUUCAAAGGCCUUGCAUAUGUUUGUUUGAAUAAACAACAAGCAAAUUUACUAUAGUAUCUAGGAGUAAUUUUUUCAAACCAGAAAAAAUUAUUUCACACCUGAAAUUUGCAAGAAUUCAAAGAUCACUCCACUCAGAAUGCAUGAAAAUCACAACUGUUUACAUCACGUUCGGCAGAUCUUUCUCUGCGUUGCAUAGACGCACGCCAUCUUUCUUUGUUUCACAUGUUCCUCUGAUGGUCCUUUACAAAUAACGCGUGGUCUCAUGGGACUUGAAAGGAAACAAAAUAAUGGCGGCGCAAAAGCGUUGCAAAUACUGAUUUUUCUUUGAAGGUCCAACAUGGAAUUAUCAGUGACGUCAUCAUAUAUCCAGAAAUGGACAUCUCCCGGACUGAUAAGAAAAAUGUUAAUAAAAAUGUUAAGUUUCAUUGUUUUUCAGUGGAUAAAGCCUCAAAAAAUGAGGCACUAACUUAAAGUACAAAAAACUGGACACCUGUAUACAAUUUUACAGGGUCCCAUUUUCAAAGUGAUCAAAAUAUCUCGAAACAAAAUUACUAAAACAACAAGACAUUCCUUGCAAAAAAACUAAUGCAAAUUCACCACGACUAACAAAUUCGAAUUUUAAACUUCAAUUGGACAUGACAGACUGAGUUAGCUUAAUUCAAACUCGUUCCGACUGUAAGAAAACAAGACAGUCUAUUUUCUGCAACUGACUCAACAUUGCUUUACUUUUAAGUGCUACUUUUCUUCGUCAACUUCAUCCUCGCAAGGCAAUUUAUUGCAUAUAGCCCCUACAUACAUUCAGAAUCUAGUUUCUUUGAAAUCGCAAAGCAGAUAUAACUUCAGAUUGUCUGGUUGGAUGUUUUGCUAGCGUCGCCAUGCAACAAUAAGAAGUAAGGUUCAGCCGUAGGUGGCUGCGCCCAAGUUAUCGAAUGCUUUAUAAGACCCACUCUUUAAGAUCUGCUUACUGUGAACUGAAUUUUUACCAAUUACAUAUCAACAUUUUAGAUUUUUUAGUGUAGUAGUGUGUAUCUAGCCGGAUUUCUGAAAACGUUAUCGCCGAAUGGACCUUUUGCGCCCAACAGUUUAAUUUUCUCCGCCAAAAACUAUCUCCAGAGUAGCUAUUAUAAAAACUACGAGCGCAGCCAUUGCUUUUUUUCUCUUCUCCUCCUUUCCUUCUCCUCGCUGUUUCUUUUUCUCCUUUCGAUUUCCUUCGUUUCUGUAAUUUUGAAACAUCUCGGACUUAAGAAACCUGCCUUUUGACACCUUUUCACUCAAAUGACUACAAAUUUCGUUUGGUUGGUUUUCAAAAAACUAGGUUAGAUAUAUUUCUGUCAUAUUUUGUUAUUAUCAUGUCAUUAUGUGUUUUCGUAUAUUGUAAAUAGAUUUUUAAUGUUUUUAUUACCUGUUAGUGUGAGGCGCAUUUAAUCAUUGUUAUGGAUACUUGCGCAAUCUAAGUGGAUAAAUUAUUAAUUAAUAUUGAAUUGACGUUUUUAACACAUUUAGGAGUUCAAAAUAGUAUUCUUUGAAGUAGACUCAAGUUAACUUGGUACUGUUGUAGUUCUGAAAAACAUGUAUUAACGAUUGUUAUUAACGAUUUUGAGAACAACGCAACAAAAUAAAAUUUUAAAGUGUCCUUUUCUCUUAAGCCGUUUUUUUUUUUUUAGGCCUCGCGGAUAAAAGCAACUUCCGGUCUUAGGCUGUUUCCUAAAUCCGGCUAAAUUAAAUGGCUCUCUACAUCACUCCGUACUAUUGCUUAUUUUUUUGUGUAUAUCUCGUAGGAGGAUUGGCAGGCUCUGCUAUUGUGGGAAAUGAUGUUAGCUACUUAACAUAUUUGAGCACUUUGCUCAAACCAGUCUCGAGCAAAUCUUCACAAUGGAGGCGCUGUUGGCGCGCGUCCGUGGACGGCUGGGCUGCCAGUACUUUUCACAGCCGAUGCGACUACAAAGGACCAACUGUCACAAUAAUAAGAGUCGGGGGAAAGUACAUAUUUGGAGGGUAUGCCAGCAGGUCUUGGGGUAAGUGGAAAGAUUUUCUAAACCUGAGCGUGAUAGCAUGUAAAAUUGUGUAAGGAAGAAUUUGUAAUGGCAAUUUUUUUUUUAUUACUUCUUUUUUUGCAAUCACUUUCGUUACCGCUUACCAUCAGACAUUUGUGAAUUAUUAGGAGCUUAAGCAACCACGACGGGGAGGCCAGUGAAAAUAUCACUUAGGGCCUGUUUACGUGGAGGUGGGAGACCCUAGGUAGGUGAGGUAACCCGCCUACAAUGCAGGUGGGAUAAAAAAAAUAACCAUCGUUUACGUACAAUUAACCUUAUAACCCCACUAUCCCGGGGUGCACUUUCUCAAGAAUAUUGAAUGGUCAGUAAGCAUGUUAAUAAGAAAAAUGCUGGCAAACCACGUGUUUUAGCGAUUAGUGCACUACUACUCUCACUUGCUGCACUUACUACAUCCUUCAGUGCUGUGGCUUUCUAUUGUUACCUUUAUGAUGCAAAACCACCGCCAAAGUGAAUUUUGCGCGAAUUUGAUGUAUCACGAAUCCGACCGCCGGCUUGAAGGGUCACUUCACCUAUCAUGUAAACGUGAUUGAAUUAAAAUGACAGAUUAUAUGGACAGGAGGGUCACCCCAGCUAAGUGGGCCAUUACCAUACCAACCUGCCCAACCCCCCCCGCCCCACCCCACAGGCCCUUAAAAAUUGCAUUCAGGCUGCGUUUCAAACUUUAUUCCUAGUAUCGCCCUUAUUCCAUCUCGUUCAAUCUGCCAAAUGCUGGCAAAGUUCUUUUUUCGGGGUUAAAUUCCAAAGGUCCCUGUCAAAGUUUAGAAAAAGAAAUAAAAAUCGUUGUCUUACGUUCAGGUACUCCAUAGAACGUGAAAUUAGGACGUUUCACGUCGUAGUCGUGCAACGUCAUGGUAAAUAAUUUACGUUCCGACUCGUUGCGGUAGCUGUCAUCGUUGACGGCCUUGACGGACAACGAUCAAUCAAGGAGGGGAACGGAAUUUUUUUAAGCUCAGUUUUUUUAAAAUCCCCGGCAUUUCUCUUAUUAUCCUUUUUUUUUUUCCAUCACAACGUAAUACACAAGUUUUUUUUUUUUCUCUUGUUGCAACAAAUUUGGAAUAUAGAGCAGGAGAAAGACAGAGAAAAAGAGAAAGUAGGCGGCAGGCCAGCGAAGCUCAACGAGAAAAAGGGCGACAGAGGUCUCGAGCGAGAGAUAAAAAACACAGAAGACAUAUUUUUUUUGUUGGAAGAGCAACAUGAAAACUUUGUAGCGACGGUGACAAAAUGGGAAAUGCCAGUGGCCACCAAUGCAAGGUGAAAAUGAGCGGGCAGGGAAAAAAAAGUUGAACGAGAACACGUACGACAUUUCCUCCAUAAAACGUGUAACCAAGAAGUUUCUGGAAGUUUCACGUUGUAGUGGUGCAAAACAACAGUAAAGAAUGUACAAAAAAGCGUGCUGUACUUGCAAAAUUGCUAUUUUUGCUAAUUAGACCGAUUGCUAUUUUUCACCGUUCUCCGGCGUUGCCUUCUCGCUUAGCCGGCACUACACGAUUUUAUAUUUUGUUUGAACAAACCAGGGGUGGAUCUAAGGGAGGGUGCAGGGGGUGCGCAGACCUGCGGUUUUCUUAUACAGCUGGUAUUCUGCAAAAAAAAAACUAUGUGGUUUAUUGCUGUCGAAGUAGAGCAAGAGACGAGUGCACCCCCUCCUUAAAAAAAAUCCUGGAUCCGCCCCUUCAAACUAUAAAUAUUAUCGAAAGCUACGCUUUUGACCCUGGCUAAAUCUAUAUACUAUUCAUGCUAUUCAUGGAGGUAUGUAUGGUCCGCAUUAGUUUGGGAAAAUUAGCAUAACGUCAAAAGAGUAAGGCCCCGUCCUCACGUAUCCGGAGAUUUUUGUAUCCGCAAUUUUUUUUAUGCGAAUACAAAAAUAUCUGCGUCCACACGUAGCGUAUACGAAUUGUAUACGACCGUCCACACGAAUCCGAUUCGUAUCCGGACAUCUCAAAGGAUUAGUCAACAGAGCAUGCGCAUUACAAAGAAAGCUGAGCCUGCGACAAUUUUGGCGCCAAAUUCGCGGCUUUCUUUCUUUCUUUCUUUGUUUCUUUGUUUCUUUCUUUCUUUCUUGUUUGUUUACUUGAGGUUUCAACACGUGUGAGCUUGAAGAGCGAAAAAAAUUCCUGUUAAAAAACACCAUAAAAAAUGGCUCAAUUAAGAGAAAAACAGAAAAAAACCAGCUAGGUGUCUUCCCGCUCUUUUGAGAAGUCUUUGGCGUCUGAUUCCUGAAUCAGAUAUGGCUAGAAGCCGCAUAAUGCUUAGACGUCUUCUCAUGUAGUUAAAGUUUAGAUUUAACAUUGCAACAUUUAGUUCGAGACACGCUAUUAGGCUUGAAAGUAGUCCUAGUAGCAUUGAACACACAACGUUUCUGCUCGCCGCCAUUUUGGAAAAUCUCGCACGGAAAAAGACUGGUUCUGAUACUGUGACGUCAGCGUAUACAAAAAUAUACGGAUGCGAGCGUUCACACGUAUCCGGAUACACAGCGUAUACAGAAAUUUCCACUCUGGAGAGCGUAUACAGAAAUCUCCCGAUACACCGAGCGUAUACGGCGGACACGUGUGGACGCUAGGUGUAUCCGCAUAAAAAAAUUUGCUUAUACAAAAAUCUCCGGAUACGUGUGGACGGGGCCUAAAUGUUAUAAGCUGAAUUUUUGGCCGGCUUGUACGGUUUAUCUUGAAAUUUCAAGGUGUUGGAGUGAAUCAAUCUCAAUGAAAGUUUCAGACAUUAUUGUAAGCUUUGUGAAGAUUAUUUGAUGAGGUUUAAAAAGAAUUCUGUCGAGCCGUUCAGAAAAGCGCUAAAAGUCAAAAUUUAGAAGAAAGUUGCACUUAAACAGGUGGUGAGAUAACUGGUUAGUUUUCAGGAUGGCAAGAAAGAAAAUACACCAAAAUUUCCAAGCAGCAAAAUAUGAUAUUAAACAGCAUUCUGAUGCUACUUAAGACAAAUUUAUAUUAUUUACAACUUUUUUUAUUAAACAAUUUAUCCCAACUAUUGAAAAUAUAAGGUUUGUAAUACAUUUACGUUUUAUUUGAAAUCAAAUAUACAAAAUUUUUUAUUUCUUACGGAGGUUAUUUGCUAAACACCACAAGUUCCUGGUGUCGGAUUUUGAGUAGCAGGCCUAAAUCGCUGAAAAUAGUCAAGAAAAUAGUCUAUUGAUAUCGAAUUUACUUAAAAAGCCCAAAGUCAGUAAGUGUUGAAAAUUUCAUAGCCAUCGGCAAGGAUAAAACGACUUUUAAGGCGAUUGAAAAAUAUCGGUAUAAUCUCCGAUAAAACUGUAUAGAAACCCCUUGAGUGACAACCCCAUACAGGGGACACAAAAUUUGGUCCGGGAAAGACGUCCACAUGAUCUUUAUAUCUGUUACCUAUAUUGAAGGGACACCUCUAUUUAAGGGAAAGGGACAGGUUUUCUUGGUCCUGAAACCUGGGUUUAACCACUAUUCAGAGGACACCUUAGCACUCAAAACGUGACUGACCACAAAGAAGGGUGAUAUCUUUAAGUGUACACUAAUGACCAUGAUGGCCGCUUUCACAAACUGAACUAUCUCACUUACAUCGAUAUACUGCAAUAUUUUUUUUCGUCUAAGCUUUUUAAAUAAGAAGCAGUUUCUUCCUUCCAAAAGUAAAUACUAAAGUACUUAAGUAAGAAUAAAAUUAGUACUAAAAUCACACUUUUCAUCGAUCUUUGCCAAGGAACUUAAACUAUUAUUAUUAGUUAUCAGUAUAUUUUCUUGCGUGUAUGAAUUCGAAUUUUUGAAUGAAAUCUGUGCAUUGGUCAUCUUUUUCAUUUCUUAUUUUCCCAACAGGUUACAGUGGCUGCCGGUAUUUUUAUGAUUCCCAGGCAUUCCUUUUCUCGCUGGUGAACAAGCCAGGAUGGGCACCUGUGAAACUGCCUCAGACAGGGAAGUAUAGUUAUUACAACAGCGAGUCAAUACCCGACUGCUCGUCUUAUGGACCUUCUUUCGGAGGAGGCUGGGAUAUUGCCAUUUACGACUACGCGUCAUCCAGUGGCAAUAACUAUGCCAGCCUUGGCUAUACUUACAGCGCACCAAGUGGGUACAGCUAUGGAAGCACCUUCACCCAGACAUUUCUGGCAGGCACUUAUAAGUUUACUCCAGACGAAGUAGAAACAUUUUACGAAACAACCUAAAAACUGAAGCAUUGUAUUCAGCUUCAAACGGUACAGUCACUUAAUAUAACACUGAUUAAGCCAGGAUAAUAUUUUUUUAUAAACCAGGCAAUGAAAAAAGAAAUACAUUUUAAUUUGUC
Messenger RNA from Porites lobata, 29218 nucleotides. The record is from the annotation of a GenBank genome assembly. NCBI's taxonomy places the organism in Eukaryota, Metazoa, Cnidaria, Anthozoa, Scleractinia, Poritidae.